UAGAACUAGGAAUUUGGAUAUCCCAAAGAAGCCGAAUUGAGGCUAGAGAUGAUAGGAACAAGCAAAGGUGACUCGCACCAAUCAAGCACAACAUUCCUUGCGUCAUGAAUCAAGAAUCAUGAUGCUAAAUAUUCUGGUGCCGCUAAUGAUAUUUAAACACAGGGAGACAGGUUUAAGCAAUACCUCUCUGUUUUCCAAAGCCAUAGUGGCAUCUCCACUUUAGCAUCUUCCUCCUAUUUAUAUCUUUCGCUGCUUUUUUCACAUCAUUCUGUUUCUGUCUCUGCCUUUUCGAAUAGUCCUUGUCUUGCUGAGCUUCCUCCACCCUUCACACCCCAUUUCGCAUGAAGGCUUUGAGCACAUCUCAUCUUUUCUCUUCCGUGAAGUCUUUGUCAGACAAAUUAGGAGGCAUGCUUUGUUGUCGUGGUUCGGCAAACAAGUAUAGCAAGCUGGAUGCAAAGCUUGAAAAGAGAAUGGCUGAAUUUAAAAGAGGUUCUUCAGGCCAAAGCAAUUUUAAGUCAAUUGACAGCAUAAUUUUGAGGUUCCCUCAGUUUAGGGAAGAACUGAAGAACAUAAGAAAUGUGUUUGACCUGUAUGAUGAGGACUCAAAUGGAGCUAUAGACCGCGAGGAACUGAAGAAAUGCUUACAGAAACUGCAACUCCAUCUGACAGCAGAAGAGAUUGAGGAUCUUUUUCAUUCAUGUGAUAUGGAUGGGAGUGAAGGGAUACAAUUCAAUGAAUUCAUUGUUCUUCUAUGUCUCAUCUAUCUAUUAAAGGACCCUCACACGACAUCGAAGAUAGACUCUCCACAGCUAGAAGCAACUUUUGAUACUGUCAUUGAAGUAUUUUUGUUUCUGGAUAAAAAUGGUGAUGGAAAACUGAACAAGACAGAAGUGGUGAAGGCACUGAAUGAAGCUUCUCCGCGGGAAAAAUCUCCUGCUCAUGUCAGCAGGAAUCGAUUCAAGGAAAUGGAUUGGGACAAAAGUGGGAAGGUGAGUUUCAGGCAGUUCCUCUUUGCUUUCAUCGAUUGGGUUGGAAUUGAAACAGAUGAAGAAAUAUCUCAAGAACAAAGUUAAGGCUAACAGUAUAGCAUUGAAUUUGGUUGAAUAGCUGUUGCAAAUGAGGUCAGAUGAUACAUUUAUGUAUAUUUCCAAAGUCUCGUAAGAUUUGUAUGAAACAGUUUAGCUCUUGUGUCAUCUUCGGAUCAUCUAUGAUUUCUGUAAAGGUUGGACCUCUUAUGAAUCAUCAUGAUUGCUAAUAUAUGGAAUAUAUGAUUGCAUUUCGUGUA
Rosa rugosa (rugosa rose) is the source of this 1285-nucleotide messenger RNA. RefSeq names its product probable calcium-binding protein CML22. The record is from RefSeq and is a predicted model, not a curated record. Bases 342 to 1073 code for a protein of 243 amino acids. The transcript is spliced from 5 exons. NCBI's taxonomy places the organism in Eukaryota, Viridiplantae, Streptophyta, Magnoliopsida, Rosales, Rosaceae. Gene Ontology annotation, molecular function: calcium ion binding.